Messenger RNA from Salpingoeca rosetta, 3023 nucleotides. RefSeq lists its product as uncharacterized. The record is from RefSeq and is a predicted model, not a curated record. The coding region runs from base 64 to 2622 and encodes 852 amino acids. The transcript has 6 exons. NCBI's taxonomy places the organism in Eukaryota, Choanoflagellata, Craspedida, Salpingoecidae.
GGAACACAAGCACACAAGAGAGUGUAGCUGGGACGGAACCGACACGAUCGCGGCGCUGGAACCAUGCAGUAUGGAGGAGGGUAUGGCCCUCACUUCACAAACGCACCAAACCCGGGCAUGCUGGAUUACACGCCAUCUUCGACCAUGACCGCCAUGGGCCAACCAGGUCAAACGGCACCGGCACAGGGCGUGGCCCACCACCAGCAGCUCAUGCACAUGCAGUCCAUGCCGUCCAUGCAAACGAUGCAAACAAUGCACGCCAUGCACCCAAUGCAGAUGGGCCACAUGCAGCUGCAGCCACAACACGUUCUCCCCUGGGCCAUGCAACCGCCAAUCAGCAACAUGAUGCACGCCGGCAUGGCUUCGCAAGUGCCCAUGCACAUGCAGUCCAUGGCAGGCGCAGGCGGCGGUGACGGAAGUGGUGGUGCCUUGACUGCCGCCUCCCACGCAAUGGGCCACCAACGCCACCACCAAUACCAAUCCGUGUACAUGCACCCACAUCCCACAUACCCGGCCGCCAUUGGCACCAACGCUUACAGCAGCGCUGUCAACGGCGGCCACCAGCGCCACAGCAGCAAGCACCACCAGCACCAACACCAAUCACCGCACGGCAUCACACAGGUCUCCACAUCCACAUCCACACCACCCGCACCCACCACCAACACCACUACCGCCGCUGCCGCAGCCACCGCAACAGAGGGCAGCCAUCAGCCGGCCGUCAAGCAGGAGCGCGGUCGUGUCCCCACCAAACCGCGGCUUCGUGCUACCUCCGGUCCGCGUUCAAGUCAUGCCUCGAGCCGAUCGUCCCGAGCACAGACGCCCACGCCAACACGGCUUGCUGCUGGUGGCACUGCCACGGCGCCCAGCGCUGCCACCGCUGCCGCCACUUCUACGCCCGCUGCAACUGCCGUGCCACCGCGAUCGGUGGUGUGGUUCCAGGUGUUCACGCACACGGGCCAAGCUGCCACAGAGGAAACCAAGGUGGAGGUGGGCCCGGCCACCCAGACGCUGGACGACCUGAAAGAGGCCAUUGCCGCCAAAAUGCCGCAGGUGGUGGAGUGCCCGCCGUCGGCCCUUCGCCUCAGCCAAUGCGGCGAAGCUCUCAGUCCCCGCGCGCUCGUGUCAGCCGUCAUUGCCAGAUCGUUCGACAACCCCAUUGUCGCCACCCUGCCCGCUCCUCACCACGCUGACGCACCGUCCGUAUCCUCAACGCCUGCCGACGCCUCUGCGAGCACCAUCCACCUGCCCUCCCGCAUCAACUCUGUCGGCGAGUCUGUGACGUGGGGCCGCAAGCUGUGGGACGCCGGCGUGCGCACCAUGGCCGACGCCACGGCCCGCGGCAUUGUCAUUCGCCCCAAGCGGCUGUGGCGGCUUGUUCGUUGGGCCAAGGCCUACCUGGCCUGCCCGUCGCGCUUCACAAAAGAGAUUGAGGCGCUGCCGCCGGCGUCUGCUGCCGCCCGUUCGCUGUGCGACGAGCUCGUGCCACCAAAUCCAAAGCACAACGGACAGCCAAGCAAGGCCCGGAAAUGGCUCCUCCAGGGCAAGACAAAGCGAGAACCGCGCAAGAAGUCCAUGGACAGACCAGGUCUCGGCAUCAUCACGCCGGAACAGAAGAAGCGAAUUAUGGCGUUAGCACCCCCGGCUCUCGCCAAUCAUUUUCUCUCCUACAGCCUCGACCACGACCAAUUUUUCUACACGCAUCGCACGACAGGGCGUGUUUUCUGGCUGCCGAGCCCUCUCGCAGCAGCCGCCGACAACGACCCGUCCGCGUCCUCCUCAUCUUCCGCAGCGCAAACCCCUUCCAUGCACACAGGUGUCCUGCACCCCGCUGGCAUGAACCCGGGAAGCAUGGGCCUGCCGCUGGGGCCCUUCCCCAUGUCGCCGGUGUACCCUGCAAUGCAGAUGGGCACUGCUGUCGGGCCACCGCUUCAUGCGCCCUCGAGCACAGCGCCGCCGCCGUCAGCCCCCGUCGCUGUUCACGCGGCCAAUGCCAACGGCGGCGAUGGCAGCACGCCCGCGAAGCGAGCAAAGCUGUUGUCCGGUGCAAGUGGCGCCCAGCCACAACAGAGCAAGCACACAGACGACGACGACGAUGAUGACGAUGAUGAUGAUGAUGAUGACGACGACGAUGAUGAUGAUGAUGAUGAUGAUGAUGAUGGCCGUGAUGGUGAUGUUGCAGUGCAAGGUCGUGGCGAGGAGGAGGACGCGAUCAAGACGGAGCAGUCGGACGCAGCCGACCAAAACGCACCACAACCUGACCGGCCCAGCAAUGACAGUUCUGACAGCGACGAGACCUACGAAGAAGACGACAAUGGCGGUGAUGAUGAACGCCUGGCCGUCGAAACAGUAGCAGCUGCGGCAAGCAGGACAGGCCCUGUUGAGCAGGCAGCGGCUGAUGCUGGUGCAGAGGACGACGAGCGGGAAGCCAGCAGCAUCGCGCCACCGCCACUGGUGCCGACUGCGGAACAAGUCAUGGAGGCCAUCCACGCGCAACGCGCUGGCAUCCGUGAUGGCGGCGAAGCGCAGUCUGCAUCCGGCUCGUCUUCCUCUUCGUCCUCCUCUGCCUCGCCCUCUUCCUCCAAGCCUGCUUCUGUAGCACAUGCUCCACAAGUCGCAGCCUGACCCUGUUGCUCAUCGUGCAUGUGUGUGUAUGUGUGCGUGUGUAUGUGUGCGUGUUUUGUCCACUGCGAUGCUUGGUUUGGUGUGGACGUCCUUGUCCUUAAUGACAACUUUUGAAGAAGCCAAGUGUUACAUGCACCUCCCAGCAUACUUGACUUGCUUCUCAUUUUGACGUGCUUGUUGCUUUGCUGUUCGCGUAGGCUGUCUUUCUUGUUUCCUGCUUUUCUUUGCUGCUCUUGUUCACCUGCUGCCUGUGCUCUUUUGCUUGCCUCCAGCGUGGCUGGCGUGCGUAUCAUUCGUUUGACGUGACGAACCACAUGUCCCUGCUUGCCUGUCUUGCUUGCUUGUUCCUGCUCUCCUGCUCUCCUCCUGCUCCCCUGCCCUCCUCUUGCCUCUCGUGUAGA